AUGCCGAAGGAGAACAGUAAAGCUGAUUUACUUCGACAGUGGAUUGAUGGAAAUCCUACUCCAACAACAAAUGGAAAUGUAGUAUUGUGUCAAGUCUGUGAGAAGCACAAGCGAAACAGCAAGUAUCCAAGCAGCAAGUAUCCAAGCAGCAAGUAUCCAAGCAGCAAGUAUCCAAGCAGCAAGUAUCCAAGCAGCAAGUAUCCAAGCAGCAAGUAUCCAAGCAGCAAGUAUCCAAGCAGCAAGUAUCCAAGCAGCAAGUAUCCAAGCAGCAAGUAUCCAAGCAGCAAGUAUCCAAGCAGCAAGUAUCCAAGCAGCAAGUAUCCAAGCAGCAAGUAUCCAAGCAGCAAGUAUCCAAGCAGCAAGUAUCCAAGCAGCAAGUAUCCAAGCAGCAAGUAUCCAAGCAGCAAGUAUCCAAGCAGCAAGUAUCCAAGCAGCAAGUAUCCAAGCAGCAAGUAUCCAAGCAGCAAGUAUCCAAGCAGCAAGUAUCCAAGCAGCAAGUAUCCAAGCAGCAAGUAUCCAAGCAGCAAGUAUCCAAGCAGCAAGUAUCCAAGCAGCAAGUAUCCAAGCAGCAAGUAUCCAAGCAGCAAGUAUCCAAGCAGCAAGUAUCCAAGCAGCAAGUAUCCAAGCAGCAAGUAUCCAAGCAGCAAGUAUCCAAGCAGCAAGUAUCCAAGCAGCAAUUGGUGCUUGCAAUGA
This is a messenger RNA of Schistocerca americana (American grasshopper), 693 nucleotides long. Its product is annotated as adhesive plaque matrix protein-like. The record is from RefSeq and is a predicted model, not a curated record. Bases 1 to 693 code for a protein of 230 amino acids. The transcript is spliced from 2 exons. Lineage: Eukaryota; Metazoa; Arthropoda; Insecta; Orthoptera; Acrididae.